AUGGACAGUCAGGUGCGGCGCUUGCAGGGCGAGGUGGCCUUCCUGGAAAAUCGAGUCCUAGAGCAGCAGGCGGCGCUAGAGGUUGGUGCCAAGAAAGCCGAGCUGACCUUGCGUGCCGAGCUUGACGUGAAAAGCCAUGAGGUUCUCACUCUGCGGCGGACGAUGGAAGCUCGGGAAAAUGAGGUCCGUAGGUACCAGCAAGAGUUGGAAGCGAUCAUUGCUGAGCUUUCAGUGCUUCGCGGUAGCUGA
Molecule: messenger RNA, 249 nt
Organism: Symbiodinium sp. CCMP2456
Lineage: Eukaryota; Dinophyceae; Suessiales; Symbiodiniaceae
Source: the annotation of a GenBank genome assembly